Messenger RNA from Portunus trituberculatus (swimming crab), 873 nucleotides. RefSeq lists its product as uncharacterized. The record is from RefSeq and is a predicted model, not a curated record. Bases 16 to 642 code for a protein of 208 amino acids. The transcript is spliced from 4 exons. NCBI's taxonomy places the organism in Eukaryota, Metazoa, Arthropoda, Malacostraca, Decapoda, Portunidae.
GUCUGUCCUUUUUUCAUGUGUAGUGUCUGGCAACUCUGCCGUAGUCAGCCCGGCGGCCGGCCAGUUGACCGUGAGCCGUGCUUCUCUUGGCAGGACAAGGCGCUGGUCGUGAGGGACAGUACCACCGUCAUUGCCUGCUGUCGGAACCCAGGCGGUGCAGAGGAGCUUAAAAGUGUUCAGGAGUGUACAACAAGGGGCGGUGUAUACGACGAGGGACAAGGUCGGGUCAUGCCGGCCAUCCCUAAACAUGGAGCAAGCAAGUCUCGGGCGUCAGUCAGGAGGUGGAGCACGACCCGCCACAAAUCUGGCACAGGCGUCCCUACAACUGCGCAACUGCGCAUUACCAACUUCGUGGAGGCGCAUGUGUUUCACUCUCUUCAGAAGAUGACGCAGACCGAGGAGGCGUGUGGUUCGGCACAGGUCCUGCCACUACUGGAGGGAGAACCAAACCAGCGUGUCCUAACACCCUCAACCUGCGGCAGGAAACUGGCUCUUCUUGCACUGGAAGACACAAACUGUCUGCGCCUUUCAUGGAGGAAUUGGACCCUGCCUCUCACCAGCUCUGACCUGGCAACACUCGGCGUCAUCCAGGGAGGGAGGAGGACAGGACAGGACAGCCUUGCUUCAUCUAACCUAACCUAACCAAUACAUGUUGCUGCCUCAUCCAGGGUGGGAGGGAGGGAGGACAGGACAGACUGCCUUGCUUCAUCUAACCUAACCAAUACAUGUUGCCAAUCACUCUUGUAAUGUUAUUUAUUAUUCCUUCCAUCUAAUGUGAAUGUGCCCACAUGUGUAAUGUUGUUAUUCCUUAUGUUCUGUGAUGGACCCACAUGACUGUUGUGUUAGUACUAAUAAUAAAUCAUAAUAAGAAAA